Xiphias gladius (swordfish) is the source of this 1904-nucleotide messenger RNA. RefSeq names its product WD repeat domain phosphoinositide-interacting protein 1-like. The coding region runs from base 312 to 1643 and encodes 443 amino acids. The record is from RefSeq and is a predicted model, not a curated record. Gene Ontology annotation, molecular function: phosphatidylinositol-3-phosphate binding; phosphatidylinositol-3,5-bisphosphate binding; protein binding. NCBI's taxonomy places the organism in Eukaryota, Metazoa, Chordata, Actinopteri, Istiophoriformes, Xiphiidae. Gene Ontology annotation, cellular component: phagophore assembly site membrane; cytosol; extrinsic component of membrane. Gene Ontology annotation, biological process: protein localization to phagophore assembly site; nucleophagy; autophagy of mitochondrion. The transcript has 12 exons.
CUCCCAUCAGCUGUUUUUGUUUUUGCCGUGUGAAUAUUGAAAGUUAAUAACACUAUAAUAACACUGUCGAGUGACUAAAGUGGAACGGCUCGAUAGGGAGGUGUUAUCGUCUGUCAUUUGUGUUGUUCAGAUUCGGGAUUGUCCGCUCGGUGUGUGAUGUGUGCCACCUGAGCCAGCCUGCCCAGUCCUCCUCCUCAAGAGUGUGAGCGUGGCGCUUGGAGUCGGGGAGCAGAGGAGGGGAAGCGGGGAUCGACCCGAGCCCAAGGCCUCCGAUCUCGGCCAGCGAGAGGAGAGCGAAUUUGGCGGCUCGGAUGGAGUCCCAGGACGCACCGGACGGCCCCGGAGUGCACCGAGGCUUCAUCUGUGCCUCGUUUAACCAGGACACCACUUCCCUGUCAGUGGGCACGAAGACUGGCUACCGGCUCUUCUCAGUCACUGCUGUGGACAAACUGGACUGCAUCCAUGAGGGAGUUGAGUGUCCGGACGUGUACAUAGUGGAGCGGCUGUUCUCCAGCAGUCUGGUGGUGGUGGUCAGUCUGACCAUGCCACGACGAAUGAACGUCUACCACUUCAAGAAGGGUACAGAGAUCUGUAACUACAGCUACUCCAACAACAUCCUCUCCGUCAGGCUCAACAGACAGAGGCUGGUGGUGUGCCUGGAGGAGUCAAUCUACAUCCACAAUAUAAAAGACAUGAAACUACUAAAGACCCUGCUCAACACACCCACCAACCCCUCAGGUCUCUGCGCCCUCUCCAUCAACCACAGCAACUCCUAUCUGGCGUACCCUGGCAGUGCCACCAUUGGAGAGAUCACAAUCUAUGAUGCCAACAACCUGAGCACUGUGACGCUGAUUCAAGCCCAUGACAGUCCCUUGGCAGCCCUCACCUUCAAUGCCUCUGGCACUAAACUGGCCAGCGCUUCAGAGAAGGGUACUGUUAUCAGAGUCUUUAGCACUCCUGAAGGACAGAGACUGUUCGAAUUCCGGCGAGGGAUGAAGAGAUAUGUUAGUAUCAGUUCAUUGUCCUUCAGUGCAGAUGCCCAGUUCCUGUGCGCCUCCAGCAACACUGAGACAGUCCAUAUCUUUAAAUUGGAGCAGCACAGCCCCAGUCACGAGGAGGAGUCUCCUACAUGGUCAGCAUAUGUGGGCAAAAUGUUCACAGCAGCCAGCACCUACUUGCCUACCCAGGUGUCCGACAUGAUGCAUCAGGACAGAGCCUUCGCAACUGUACGACUCAACAUGUUCGGCCUAAAGAACAUCUGCGCCCUGGCCACGAUUCAGAAGCUCCCUCGCCUGCUGGUGGCAUCCUCAGACGGGUAUCUCUACAUCUAUAAUGUGGAUCCACAGGAUGGAGGCGAGUGUGUCCUCGUCCAAAAACACAGGCUGUUUGACUCCAGUGAGGAGCAGGUGGAACAGAAGGAAGAGGAGAAACCAGAUGAUGUCGCUCCCCAACCGGCCAGCCAAUCAUACGCUGCCACUGUGGCACUCCCUUCAACCCCACCCUCCUCCACCACUCUCAUGGGCUACUCUGAAGACGGUGGAGCCCAGAAGGGUGAAGUUAUCCCCGAGCAUGAAUUUGCCGAGGGCCCCGUCUGUCUGGAUGACGAGAAUGAGUUUCCACCAGUCAGCAACCAGAGUAACUGACCAAAACCCCCCCCUGAACACUCCCAUCCCUGCGUAACAAUCAGACUCACUUGUUUCAAGCCGAGAGGAUGGACAAAAAUAUUCCUGACGUGUUGAGACAUUGUGGCACCCCCAUCCUCCCACAUGUAGCCCUGCUGGCCUAGGGUCAAAACAUACCAGAGUGCUACUUCCUAGUGUUUCUGUGUUCUGCAUCCCUCUCACUUUUUUAAGAAAUAAAGAUUUAAAAAAAAAAAAAAAAACCCACCACUAAAAAAAUGAGUG